This is a messenger RNA of Phalaenopsis equestris, 315 nucleotides long. RefSeq names its product putative 26S proteasome non-ATPase regulatory subunit 8 homolog B. NCBI's taxonomy places the organism in Eukaryota, Viridiplantae, Streptophyta, Magnoliopsida, Asparagales, Orchidaceae. The annotation marks the transcript as partial. The record is from RefSeq and is a predicted model, not a curated record. Gene Ontology annotation, biological process: proteasome-mediated ubiquitin-dependent protein catabolic process. The transcript is spliced from 2 exons. Gene Ontology annotation, cellular component: proteasome regulatory particle, lid subcomplex; nucleus; cytosol.
CUGGUCCAAAACAGAAUAGCUGAAUUCCAUACAGAGUUGGAGCUUCUCCCACCAAAUGCUCUGGAGAAUCCUUGUAUCAAACAUGCUGUUGAGCUGGAACAGUCUUUCAUGGAAGGUGCUUACAACAGUGUUUUAAUCGCCAGGCAGACUGUGCCCCAUGAAACUUACGUUUAUUUCAUGGAUCUUCUUGCAAAAACUGUCAGAGAAGAGAUUGCCGGUUGCAGUGAAAAAGCUUAUGAGUCCCUGUCAGUUGCUGAUGCAAAGAAAAUUCUGAUGUUUUCUUCUGAUGAGGAACUUUCUACUUAUAUCGAAGAG